CAUAUAACCAUGCGAGCUGUCGUUUUGUCACCUUUCGGUUGCUUGUAAAUGGUGAAGCUAAUUUCUCUUCAAACUGCUCGUUGUUGAGCCAAUAGAUGGCUAGCCCGCAGCAGCACGACAACAAUCCUGAUCCAACCGGCACCAUCCUGUCAAUCUGUUGGAGCUCCGGAGAGUUUUCCGGUUGCUACUACGACUUGGAUCAAGCAGAACUUUACGCGGUUCAGCAAGCUCCUGACGCCGAACCCCAGUACGCCCAAGCCCGGAACCUGAUUCGACAAUGCAACCCACUUUUCACGCUUGUUUCCGGUUCCAGUAAAUUUACCAGUGAAGCUUCGGAACUACUUGGUCUUUCAGGUGAUACUCCGCUGCAACGGAUUGGAUCCGGUAAAUUGGAAAGCUGGGAAAAGGCACGGGUAUGUGAUUUUGGCCCUAAGGCGUUGCAAACGAGUGUGGCUAAGGUCAUGUCGCUGAAUUUGCCAGGGCUUCCAGCAGAAGCUUCGACCGCUGAGAGAAAAUUUUUCCUGGAGAGUGUGAUUCCGUUCUCCCAAGAACUUUUGGUUCAUUCGAUUGGAUGUAUGCUAACACUGUUGGGGUUGAUUUUACCGGAACAAGCAGGAACGUUGAUAACGAAGAUUAACAUUGUUGCACCGGAAUCGCUGCUGAUCGUGGAUAAGUUUACGUACGAGGCAUUGCAAUUAUUUGAUUCGCAACUGCAUCCUUCCGGAUUUAAGUUUAACAUGGAAUCGAACUCGCGUUCACUGUUUAAUUUGUACAAUCGAUGUUGUUCGCACUUGGGCAAACGUAAGUUGGUUAAUAUCAUGCAGCAACCGAGUCGAGAUUUGGAAGAGCUCAACCGACGUCUGGAAACCGUUCAGUGGCUGAGCGAUCCUCUCAACAAAACUACAGUCGAGGAAAUGCGAAAAUAUCUGAGAAAUGUCACACAAGUAUGGUGUCAGUAUAGGAAAAUCUGUCGGAAAAAUUCGGACAUUAGUGUUUGGAAGUCUUUUAAAAAAAAUAUUUACUAUGCUUAUUUGUUGUGUAAGCUCUGUUUGGGUGCACAAAAUAGCUCACUUCAAGGAACUCCAAUUGGUGAUCUUGCCGGAUAUGUAGCGGAGUCUGAUGGCCCUCUUAAACGAUUGCUGUAUACAUUGGACAAAGUGAUUGAUUUAGAACGGGUUGAAAUUUCUGGUAAAAUUUCCUUUAAGGAUGGACUCGAUCAAGAGUUGGAUCAACUGAGAAUCAACUUCGAUGACGUCGGUUCAAAACUUUUGGAAACUUCUCGCCUUGACAUUGAGAGUAUUUCAAUGGAUAUCGAAGAUUUGUUAGUGGCUUUUCUGCCAAGCUACGGAUUUGUAUUCUGUGCUAACGACUUUGAAGAUCUGCACGACUCUAAUGUUUUCGAGAGAUCGGCUAUGACCCUAGUGCUUCGGACAGAAAACACAGUUUACUUUCAAAAUGAGCUCUGCAAAGAGUUGAACGUGGAGUUCAGUACUUUGAUGGCAGGAAUCAACGAACGUGAGAAUGGAAUUCUUGAAAAUUUGAUAGUUUUUAUUAAUGAAAUAAUGCCUCAAAUUGGUGACAUUUUUAAAAUUGUUGCCAAGUUAGACGUGUUGAUGGCGUUUGCCUCUGUUGCCGAAAGCCAAGUUUACCGGAGGCCAACUUUGAGUAGUGAUAAGGUUCUGCAUAUUAGAAAAGGUAGACAUCCACUGUUAGAACGUUUGAAAACAUAUCAUCCAAAUGACACCGAAAUGGGAAGUGCGUUUGAUUGCCUAUUGAAGAUUUACAGCUCUCCGGAAACUACUGGGAAGACCGUCUACCUCAAAGAGGUAGCCAUUAUCUGUUACUUGGCUCACAUCGGAUCAUUUGUUCCGGCAGAAUCGGCUCACAUCGGAAUUCUGGACUGCAUCUACACUCGGCUGGACUUUCCAGAAUCAAUCUUAAAUGAAAAAUCCUCCUUCAUGAGUGAACUGUAUCAAAUGUCCACUAUUCUGAUGAACACCAGCUCAAAGUCGCUAGUGAUAAUCGACGAAUUUGGAAAAGGAACGACCUUCUGCGAAGGAAAGGCACUUCUUAUUGCCAGCAUUGAAUAUUUGGCAGAAAAAUCUGAAAAUGCUCCCCUAACGCUGGUAGCUACUCAAUUCGAGCCUAUAUCCAGCUUUCUAAAAGAAACCCAAUUUCUCAAGUUUACCACAGUUGAACGACCCGUUCCAAGUCCAGCAAAAAGUCCGUCAACUCAAACUGACCAUGGUCAACAAAGUCAACAAAUGGUCUUCAAAACCGUAACGCAAACUAUGACACUGGCCUUGGUCAAAAAGUUUCUCGCCUCCGAGAGCAUCGAUCCGGACGCUAUUUGGGAGCUAUAUCGAAACGUUCCCAUCACGCAACCACCAGUGGUGUGAAAAAUGUAAUUUGUAACGAUUUUUGUGUAAAUUGCCGAAAGCCUUGUAGGACAACCCACCCUGGGUUUUACAUGAACAUACACGUUUUCACAUAUCUAAAGAACAAAAAACCAAAUCCUAACCAGAGUAACCUCGAAGAGAUAUUCAAAAAAAUCGGUCCAUCACUUAUUUAUCUUUCAUUAUCGACAGUUUGAUUGCCGCCUGGAUUAUUAAUCGAGUCUCGGGUUGACGAGAUUUGUUCUGGCCGGACCACCCCCUCCCCCGAGUGACCAUGAAAACAUUUAUCGAGUUCUCACGCUUAGCGAACCGGCAUCGGGCGCUUUGCCGGCCGGUUCGUCACCAUCCUUACGGAAGGUCCUUUCGGUGAUGAAUCAACACGCCAAGUAGUAGAACCAAUUCUGUGGUCUCCUAAAUCAAUAACAAACAAUCCUAAUGACUGACGACGCUUUUGACUGGAACCGUGAAUUGUUCCAUUGGCACCUAUUCGAUGUGUGUUCCGAAUCCGGUUCCGGUCAAUAAAAACACCAUCAAUUGAGGAAAAUGCUAGACUGUGAAGGGUUUAUAAAAUAUGCAAUCGUAUUGGGAGGCAGAACAUUGACUUAAGAUUGAAAUUUGCUUUUAUAUUAUUUUCCCUUUGUUGAAAAAAUUCCCGAAUACAA
Messenger RNA from Uranotaenia lowii, 3058 nucleotides. Its product is annotated as mutS protein homolog 5-like. The record is from RefSeq and is a predicted model, not a curated record. Lineage: Eukaryota; Metazoa; Arthropoda; Insecta; Diptera; Culicidae. Gene Ontology annotation, cellular component: nucleus. Gene Ontology annotation, molecular function: mismatched DNA binding; ATP binding; ATP-dependent DNA damage sensor activity. The transcript has 3 exons. Bases 96 to 2399 code for a protein of 767 amino acids. Gene Ontology annotation, biological process: mismatch repair; chiasma assembly.